Messenger RNA from Echinops telfairi (small Madagascar hedgehog), 1747 nucleotides. RefSeq names its product opioid growth factor receptor (gene OGFR). The record is from RefSeq and is a predicted model, not a curated record. The transcript has 7 exons. Gene Ontology annotation, cellular component: membrane. The coding region runs from base 1 to 1560 and encodes 519 amino acids. Lineage: Eukaryota; Metazoa; Chordata; Mammalia; Afrosoricida; Tenrecidae. Gene Ontology annotation, molecular function: opioid growth factor receptor activity.
AUGGACGACCCGGAUUGGGACUCGACUUGGGAAGAGGACGUGGAGGACGCGGAGGGGGACGCUGGGGGCCAGAAGGCAGUGGGCGACGCCGACGGGGACGCGCCGGGAGACGAGGAGGAGGAAGACGAUGACGAGGAUGAAGAUGAGGAGCCGCCGCGGACAUCGAGGCCCAGCGCCCUCCAGGCCAGGAUGCUGGGCACACGGAACUGGCGGGCCAUGCAGGACAUGCGCAGGUACCGGCACCACUACCCGGACCUGGUAGAACGAGACUGCAACGGGGACAUGCCCAACCUGAGCUUCUACCGAAAUGAGACCCGCUUCCUGCCAAACGGUACGUGCCCACCUCCGCUGCCAGCCACUCUGCCGCCGGGGGGUGGUGUCUCUGACAUGGCGCCACAGCACCUGGGACUCCCAGCCCAGCAGCCACACUCCUACAUCCAGUGGUUGUUUCCGCUUCGGGAGCCAGGAGUGAACUGGCACGCCAAGCCCCUCACGCUCAGGGAGAUUGAGGCCUUCAAGAGCUGCCCGGAAGCCAUGGAGCGGUUCGUGCAGGCCUACGAGCUCAUGCUGGGCUUCUACGGGGUGCAGCUGGAGGACCGCGGCUCGGGGGCCGUGCUCCGCGCGCACAACUACCAGCAGCGCUUCCAGAACCUGAACUGCAAGUUCGUGUGGGCGCCCCACGACAAGCUGCAGCAGCCCCUGCCCCGCUCGCCUCCCCGUCUGGCCGGGGCGCCCCCGGACGAGGCCGACCCUCAGGGCCAGACCUGCGGGCAGGGCGGGGACAGUGCCCCCCAGGAGGCGGGGUCCCCCAAGAAGGACUGUGGAGACCCGCACAAUGAGGUGGGGGCGGGCGCCGAGCCCCCGAGCCCGAAGGAGAGCAAGAAGAGGAAACUCGAGGUGACCCGGGGUGGACAGGCUGCAGCCGAGCCAGGCCUGCAGGGCACCUCCGAGGUGGAGCGGAUCGCACUGAACCUGGAGGGCUGUGCCCUCAGCCAGGCCAGCCUGGAGGCGGCCAGCCCCGAGGGGGGCAGCCUGGAGGUGGAGGAAGACGAGCAGCCCUGCCUCCAGCCCCCUGGGGCCAAGGUGACCGAUGAGGUCAGGAAGCGCCGCAAAGUGGACAAAGGCGUGGGCAGUGGUGAUGAGGCCCAGGCGCCAGCCCCCACCUGGCCCCCAGCCGCACUGCAGGGGCCUGAGGACAAGGAGCCGGCAGGCCCCACACAGGGGGAGCAGGGUGCUCCUGAGAGCCCUCAAAAAGACCCGGUCGAGACUCCCACCAGACCCCUUGUGGGUGAAGGGGCCGAGGCCACCACCAGAGCCCCAGUGGGUGAAGGGGCCAAGGCCACCACCAGAGCCCCAGUGGAUGAAGGGGCCGAGGCCACCACUGGACCCCCAGUGAGUGAACAGGCUGAUGCCCCCACCAGAGCCUGCGUGGGUGAAGGGCCCGAGACCACCACCGGAUCUCCCAUGAAUGAAGGAGCUAAGGCCCCCACCAGAGCCCCUGUGGGUGAAGGGGACGGGGCCCACACCUGCAGAGCCAUAGAGGAGGGCCCUGCCCAGUGAGCAGCCAGGUCCCCAGAGAACCAAGAACAGCCCCUGGCGAACUCCAGCGGGGCUUGGAGAGCCUUUACAUACCUCAGCCACCUCCACCUCUGCCCCUCCUGUCUUUGUAAGCUGAUUCUUAGGGGCAGGGGGCUCUUUUUAAGUGUGGUGCCAAGGCCUUUUCUGAAUAAACUCGUUGAACUUUGAA